AUGCAAUAUGACAAGGAGAGUGGCCAAGUUUACUCGGAAGAAGUGAUUCGAGUCGCGCCCUCUGCCCGCAAAUUGAGGGGAUUCGCAUGGGUUCACGAAUCUCCGUUCCUGCCCCGAGGAUGGGAGGCGCACAGCCCGGUUGGCGCUCAUUCUCUGAAGCAUAUGGCCAUGAGAGCCGUCUUGGCUGACCAACGGAGCCUGACUUCCAUGCACUUUAAAGGGGUUCCUUGGUCGAUUGCGGAGUAUCUUUGGGGCUGUAUACGCCGAAGCAAACGCACAAGCCUGUAUUUGUGGAAAAUUUUCGCAGAAACCUACCCUACGAAAUUUAACCAAAUAGCUCCUCGCUAUUUACUAAAGCUAAGCUCCCAGCAGAUGCCGGUCAGCAAUUAUUUAAAGCUUCUAUCGUCGAAGACCCUGAGCUGGUUAGCUAUCGUAAGCAUAUCAACCGAGUUUUUCGAACCUCAUGAGUUCCUUGAGAUCGCUAAUGUUCCCAAUAUAUUUGGCCUGGAAAUCCGCUCCUGGCCAAUACUAACUGACAAUGGAUACACAUCGCCCGCCACUAUAUCUGACCGCAUCGUCAGAGGUUGGAGUGAAAUGGCCCUUGCAGGCCGCGCCUUUGGGCAGCUUCGGAUUCUGGUUCUCCGUCUCCAGUCUGCUAUGACUGAGCACAUGUUUACCUAUCUCGAAGCAUUUCCAUUACUAAGAGUGUUCAUCAUGCAAGCAUGUCCGAGGCUGUACAGUAAAGAGGCGAGGGAGCUCGCAGAACAGCAUGGCUGGGAAUCUACCACCGUCAAUUAUCCAGAUAGUAGUCUUUACAGGAUUAUAAUGAACAUGGAGAGCGACCUAAGAGCCAGCUCAGAGGGGAGUUCUUUUAUGCUCCACACCUCGCCGGUGGUUGAAUUUUCUCUACUCCGUCGCAACUUGAUGUCUCUUGACUCGGAAGAUCAGAUAUUAUUCAGAAAGAAACUCAGGCGGCGCGGAUCGCAUCUAGUUCCCCAGAAGGACGUGACCGGAAACCAGCAGAUCGUCCGUGCCGGGGAACCAGCUAAGCCUAAGAAGAAAGAAAAGAAACCUGUGGUAAAGGAGAACCGUAAGAAAGAAGUGGAGGAUCUCCUUGCAGAGUUUAACUUUUUAGUUGUUUGCGUUUUCGUUUUUGUAUAUUCGGGCAAAAGAUAA
Microsporum canis CBS 113480 is the source of this 1176-nucleotide messenger RNA. Its product is annotated as CBS domain-containing protein. NCBI's taxonomy places the organism in Eukaryota, Fungi, Ascomycota, Eurotiomycetes, Onygenales, Arthrodermataceae. The transcript is spliced from 3 exons. The coding region runs from base 1 to 1176 and encodes 391 amino acids. The record is from RefSeq and is a predicted model, not a curated record.